AUGAAUUAAUUGAAAGACACAAUAUAGGAAUAUAUGAAUAGAAAUGUUAAGCCAAUUUUUGAUUAACUAUUAGCUUAAUUACUGCUUGCUAGACCUGAUGAUAUUGUGAGUUGGUGUAUUAAUUGGCUUUAACAAUUAUAAUCGACAAACUCUAAAGCAAAACACUCGGAAGCAUAGCAUUAUCAAAGUGAAGAAGAAGAAGAUGAAGAGGAUGAGGUUUUACCUAUUUAAAAAGAAACAAAAAAAACAAAUAGAACAGGAGUUUCAGCUGAAGUCUAUGGGUAAUUUAACAAAAAAGAGGAUUUCAAACCAAGAGUCAUUGAAAAAAAUAAAGAUUAAAUUGACAGAAUUAGGAAAAAGAUUUUAAAUUCAUUCCUAUUUUAAGCAUUAGAUGAAUAAAAUCUACAUACCGUUAUUGAUGCAAUGGAAGAGAAAAAAUUUUAACCUGGAGAUUAUGUCAUUCGUCAAGGAGAUGAUGGAAAUGAAUUGUAUGUGAUUGACGAAGGUGAAUUAGAAUGUACCAAGAAAUUCCCCAAUCAACCUCAAGAAAAGUUCUUAAAAAAGUAUUUGCCUGGAGAAUCCUUUGGUGAACUUGCUUUAUUGUAUAAUGUACCUCGUGCUGCAACUAUUAAAGCAAUUUAACCUGUAAUAGCUUUUGCUUUAGAUAGAGCAACUUUUAACAAUAUUGUGAAAGAUGCAGCUAUCAGAAAGAGAGAAUAGAUGGAAUAGAUCUUAAACAAAAUUGAACUCUUGUAGUCAAUGGACACUUAUGAGAGAUUAUAGUUCUGUGAUGUUUUGAGAGAAGUCAAAUAUCUAAGAGGAGAUAAAGUUAUUAAAUAGGGAGAAUAAGGAGAUACAAUUUACUUAAUUGCUGAAGGAGAAUUGGAAGCAUACAAAGAUGGUUAGCAAGAAAAGGUUUACGCCUACAAAUCAGGUGAUUAUUUUGGAGAAUUAGCAUUAUUAAAAAACACACCUAGAUAAGCAACCAUUAUAGCAAUAUCAGAUUGUACUUUAUACUAUUGUGAUUUUAAAUCAUUUACAAGAAUGAUGGGUCCAUUGGAGUAAAUUCUAAAAAGAAAUGUUGAAAGAUACGAGCAUUUUCUUAAAUGAAUGUUAUAUUUAUCAAAAAAAAGUUGCAAUAUAUUCAUAAUUAUUCAA
Messenger RNA from Paramecium tetraurelia, 1158 nucleotides. RefSeq lists its product as uncharacterized. Lineage: Eukaryota; Ciliophora; Oligohymenophorea; Peniculida; Parameciidae. The transcript has 5 exons. Gene Ontology annotation, molecular function: cAMP-dependent protein kinase regulator activity. The record is from RefSeq and is a predicted model, not a curated record. Gene Ontology annotation, cellular component: cAMP-dependent protein kinase complex. Gene Ontology annotation, biological process: regulation of protein phosphorylation.